AUGUCUCGUAAUAAAAGGCCCGAACACUUUUAUGAUGAGAAGGAGGCGGAAAAGUAUACCUCGAACUCUCACAUCAUCGAAAUUCAAACUAAACUCUCAGAACGAGCAAUUGAACUCUUGGCUCUUCCAGAAGAAAAGAAUGCAUUAAUACUUGACAUUGGUUGUGGUUCAUGUCUCAGUGGUGAAGUUCUGACUGAAAGCGGUCUCUCAUGGGUGGGUAUCGACAUUAGUAAGGCUAUGUUAAAUGUCGCGAAAGAACGUGAAUGUGAAGGAGACCUUGUUUUGGGUGACAUUGGUCAAUUUCUCCCCUUUCGUAGCGGCACCUUUGACGGUGCCAUUAGUAUUUCUGCAGUUCAGUGGUUGUUCAACUCUGAAACCUCCAGCCAAAAUCCCAUCAGGCGAAUUCGUACCUUUUUCGCUUCUCUAUACGCUUGCUUGUCUCGAAGUUCUCGAGCUGUUUUACAAAUCUACCCUGAAAGCUCUACUCAACUGGACCUACUUCAGACCGAGGCAAUUAGGGCCGGCUUUACCGGAGGUAUCGUAGUUGACUUCCCCAACAGUACUAGAGCCAAAAAAUAUUUUAUGGUAUUGAAUGUGGGAGUUAUACGAAGUCUUCCACAAGCCAUGACUGGUGAUGAAGCUACCGGCGAGACUGUAACCAUGGUGGAACAACGUCGUCAGGCGUUAAAUAGACUCCGCGAGACCAGGAAAAAUGGCAAGUGCGCAAAGAAGAGUGUCGCUUGGAUAAAACACAAGAAGGACCUUGCUCGCAGACGUGGAAAGGACGUUGCACAUGACUCCAAAUUUACGGGACGAAGUCGUGGCCCAAGAUUCUAA
Molecule: messenger RNA, 837 nt
Organism: Rodentolepis nana
Lineage: Eukaryota; Metazoa; Platyhelminthes; Cestoda; Cyclophyllidea; Hymenolepididae
Source: the annotation of a GenBank genome assembly